Messenger RNA from Scylla paramamosain (green mud crab), 4188 nucleotides. RefSeq lists its product as uncharacterized. The record is from RefSeq and is a predicted model, not a curated record. The transcript has 3 exons. The coding region runs from base 797 to 1759 and encodes 320 amino acids. Lineage: Eukaryota; Metazoa; Arthropoda; Malacostraca; Decapoda; Portunidae.
GUCACUGCUGAGUCUGAUGGUGUCAACCAAGACUGGCUAUCCCGUAUACGAAGGAAGCUAUGGCAAAUAAUUUGCGCAUUUUGUGCGUUCGAGCUCGAUCGACAGUGAUGAGGCGAUAGUUGCGCGAGUUGUGAGGCACAAGAAACCUUCGCUCACAUGCAGAUAAAUCGAAAUAUGCAAAACGGCGAGUCAUAAAAUAAGAAAGAUGCGCCGUCAAAAGUUACAUACUAAAUAGUGUUUCCGAGACUGAAAUCAGAAUUCUUAUAUGCGAUGGACACCAAAAGGUGCUCCUGGGCAAAUCAUCGCUGUACCCUCCAGGGGCCAGGCGGAGCGGUGGGUUGUAGAGAUGUGCCGUAAAAAAAAUUAGAAGCCCCUCGCUCCGGUCGGGAAAUUGGAAGCUACUCGCUCCGCUCGGGGGAAUAAGUUAAAUUAGAAAUAUGUUGUAAACUCGUAUUUCCAUAUCAUUCUGAUACGGUGUUAUUUCAACGUUAUAUUUUAUUUUCUCGUGUCUAGUUUUUGAGGGAAUAUUUUCAUAGAAGCACACACACACACACACACACACACACACAACGGACAAACCGUACUUUAUUUUCACAUACCCACACACAAACCAUGGAUGAACAGGAACAGUAUUAAUUUCACUUCACAACCAUUUAACUGACGUCACAAGGUAGACAACAAGACGCUCACGCCACCAGCUCCACAUCAGUUCACAGCUGGCCUCCACGCAGUCCAGACCUCUCCUGCUCCAGUUAGUUUUUCACCUUUCACCGACUUUUUCCACGUAGCCUGACCGAUGUCGGACCAGAACGAGGCUCACGGAACGCCAAGGCGUUCGUCAUCGUCGUCCUCUGAGAAGAAGAGACGUGAGAAAGACUCUGUGCCUUUACCGGCCAGUAAAAGGAGGGCCACCCAGGACACGGGAGUGAAGGACGGCCCGAGUCAACCACGGCCCGAGUGUGGUUCACCACCAGCUGUGGCCGGCCCAAGUCGCGCCAACACAACAACUGAGUGCUCGUCUGGCGGUGAAACUAUCAACCGGCUAUCUGCAUUGUUGAGUGAUUUAAUUGAAAAACUCGACAAUAACCCAGUACGGGAAGAUGAGCCUUACGAUAACUGUGAAAAUAUUCGUGGCCUUCAUGACAUUUCCUCGUCUGAGGAAGACGCCACAGUAAAUUCAGUGGGUUUGCUUGACCCUUUGGAUGAACUGGACACGUUCCACUCCAUGCCUGCGUCCCAAGACUGUGAUGAGGUUGAUUUUCUUAAGGCAUUAGGGGAAUUCUCAGGUCUUUUCCAUAGUGAGGAACAGAAAGGAGAGCCCCUCUCUGAGCGCUUGGCCUCCAUCCUGAACUUGAGUUUGAGACGUCGACCCUCCGCUGAAGGUAUAAAAUCUACUUGUGAAAAAAUCAAGCUCCCAAGCAAUGUGCCAAACCUAAAAGUUCCGGUGACCAACGCUGCUGUUUCCAAAGCGAUGAGUUUUGGUGGAAAAUUGAUUGACGCCAAGCUUACUCAAACUAAUGGCCUGAUCUCAAAAGCUUUAGUUCCUAUUGCACUGUGCAUAAGCGAUAUCGGGGAAAAGAAAGGAAAAAAUAUAAAUUCAUACUUAGAUGGACUAAACAUGAGUCUUAGACUGUUAUUAAUUACAUUAAUCAACUACGGAAAGAAGUUGCACGGCUCCAUGUUCACGACUCUGCCUUGGCCGAGCUUUGCAAGUGGGAGUAUGAGGUUGGACAAGAUGCUCUUUUUCCGUUUGAUGUGACUAAGAAAUGCGAGGAAAUACAUAAAACAAAGAAACUGGGAAGGCCUACAUACCGUCCUUACAAGUCUUCUGGGAGAAGGUAUGCUUCAAACAAGCAAACUAGGCGGCCCUAUCAGGUUUCCUCGCAUUCUCGGCUACAUAACCAGCCAAGGCCUUUUUUAGGCCAGAAGCAUCCCCAGGGGAGAGGGAUGCAUUUACCAAAACUCCACCAAUAAGCCACCCCAGGGUGAGUACUGUUUUACCCCCAAUGAUUAAUACUCCAGAUAAUUUUAAGGGAGGUAAAAUUUUUUAUGCCAGUUCAGUAUGGGGAUCACUCACAAAGGACAUUUUUAUUCACAAUGUGGUACAUGGUAAAUUUCUGGAUUUUGCCAGUCUACCCAGCCAGAAUAAUCCACCUAGCCCUUUGAAAUUGUCAACAGCUGAUAGCCAUGCCCUGGAUAUUGCUCUUUCAUUGUUCCUUAAACAACAAAUAAUUGAACGAUGUGAGCCAGAGAAGCAUGGGUUCUUUUCUAAUGUGUUCCCUAUUACUAAAAUUGACGGUACUACUAGAGUCAUCCUCAACCUCUAGGAACUUAAUAAUCAUAUUACUCAUAUCCAUUUUAAAUUAGAUACUCUAAAGGAUGUGAUACAGUUAAUUCAUCCACACUGUUUUUUCAUUACCAUGGAUCUUAAAGAUGCUUAUUUUUCAGUUUUUGUUAAGCCAGAGGAUAGAAAAUGGUUACAGUUUAUGUGGAAAGAUCAGUUCUUUCGUUUCACUUGUCUACCACAAGGUUUGACGUCAGCCCCUCGUAUUUUUACGAAAUUACUGAAGCCUGCCCUAUCGCAUCUUAGAAAACGUGGAAUAUUGGUUGUAUGCUAUCUGGAUGACUGUAUUUUCAUUGCAGAGUCGGAAGAGGAAUUAACAAGGGAUGCACACUAUGCCAUGCAGUUUUUUGACUCUUUGGGGCUCACGAUAAAUGUAAAGAAAUCAGUUCUGGAACCCACACAGGAAAUUACUUUUCUUGGGGUUGUGCUGAACUCUGUUGCUAUGACGGCCGCUUUGCCUCCUGUUAAGAAAGACCGCAUAAAGACGCAAGGUCGGCUUCUAUUGAAGGGGGAAGUUACCUUGCUUGACUUGUCCUCUUUCAUUGGUUUGGCCGUGGCCUCGGAUCCUGCUAUAGAAUUGGCCCCACUUAGAUACAAAUAUCUCGAAAUUUUUCGUAACAGAGAACUUGCCAGAUACCAUGGAAAUUAUAAUUCAAAAAUUAUUCUGGAUGAUCAUGCCCGGGAAUUAAUCCAAUGGUGGAUUGAAAGUGUAGAUUAUCAGGUUAAAUCAUUACGAUCCUCUUCCCCCCAACUGGUUAUGUUCUUGGAUGCUUCCCUGACAGGUUGGGGUGCAGUCAUGGGAGACGUUAAGACAGGUGGUCACUGGGCGUAUAGGGAGUUGGAUCAUAUCAACUGCUUAGAAUUAAAAGCCAUUCUCUUGGGUUUAAAGUCCCUUUGUAAAGAUAUCAGGGGAACACAUAUCCGCCUUCGCUCGGAUAAUUCCACUACAGUUGCCUGUAUUGAACGUUGUGGUAGUAGUAAACCUUACCUUAAUUCAUUAAUUGAACAAAUUUUUGCAUGGGCUGAGUCAAGGGGGAUUACCCUAUCGGCACAGUAUGUAAAAGGGUUACGUAAUGUUGAAGCAGACAGAGUCCAGAGUUACGAAUUUGGAUGGUGAAUGGAUGUUACACCCUCGUGUUUUCAAUAGACUUUGCCAACUUUUUUAUACACCGGAUGUGGAUCUCUUUGCUACACGAAUUAAUGCACAAGUGCCUGCCUACGUCUCCUGGAAACCAGAUCCAUCUGCCACACACAUUAAUGCCUUCACACUGCCCUGGUCAAAUGGAAAUUUUUACGCUUUCCCGCCUUUCAGGAUCAUCUCAAGAGUCUUGAAGAAACUCCAAGAAGACGAGGCACCAAUACUGAUGAUAUUCCCACUGUGGCCGACCCAGUUUUGGUUCCCCAAAGCUCUCCAGCUAAUGGCAGCAGUUCCCGUUCUUCUCCCCAAAAAUUCCCUAGUUCUUCCACAACAUCCUACUCAACGCCAUCCACAGGCUCAGAGGUCGGCCUCAUCCAGUAAGGCAGCCCUGAAACUGCCGCUGUCCACUAUUAUAUCAACCAUUGGAUGGGCCAAGGAGUCAACUUUCACUAAGCAUUAUCAAAAACCUAUCAACAAAGGUGGUCAGUUUGCCAGGGCAGUUUUGUCAUAAGUUAUGUAUGACCCUGCCUUGUGAAAAUGUUUAUUUUUGUAUGCAAUUUUACGUUUGCUACUGUUGUUAACAUUGAGUACACAUUAGGAUAAUACUUGUUAUUAUACCGUUAUAAUAGGUAUAAUUUUUAUUUGGUUGUUUUCAACUUUUGUACACGCCAGGGAGGCGCAUCACACAUUGUUAAUAAAUUGGGUU